UGAUCAUUGGUGUGCUGUGGCCCAGGGACACCGAAGAUGUCAGCUCUGUCAUGUGAUCAGCUGUGGCACUGAUCAUCAGAGUGCCCUGAUGAUGAGUGUAGCCCCAUCAGUGCCACCUGUCAGUGUCCAUCAAUGCCACCUGCCAGUGCCCAUCAGUGCCACAUAUCAGUGCCUACCAGUGCACAUCAAUGCCACAUAUCAGUGCCCAUCUGUGCUGCCUUUCAGUACCAACUAUCAGUGACAGUCAGUGCCACCUAUCAAUGCCAGUCAGUGCCGCCUAUCAGUGCUGCCAAUCAGUGCGCCUAACAGUGCCAGUCAGUGCCACCCAACAGUACCAGUCAGUGCCACCUAA
Messenger RNA from Staurois parvus, 352 nucleotides. Lineage: Eukaryota; Metazoa; Chordata; Amphibia; Anura; Ranidae. The record is from the annotation of a GenBank genome assembly.